Molecule: messenger RNA, 1323 nt
Organism: Choloepus didactylus (southern two-toed sloth)
Lineage: Eukaryota; Metazoa; Chordata; Mammalia; Pilosa; Megalonychidae
Gene: DIABLO
Product: diablo IAP-binding mitochondrial protein
Exons: 6
Coding region: 1-711 (236 amino acids)
Biological process (GO): intrinsic apoptotic signaling pathway in response to oxidative stress; neuron apoptotic process
Cellular component (GO): mitochondrion
Source: RefSeq, a predicted model, not a curated record
AUGGCGACUCUGAGAAAUUGGCUGUUGCGGAGCGUCUCCUCCUUGAGGUACAGACAACAUGUUCCUAUUGUGGCUAACUUUAAGAAGCGCUGCUUCUCAGAAUUGAUAAGACCGUGGCACAAAACUGUGGCAGUUGGAUUUGGUGUAACCCUGUGUGCAGUUCCUAUUGCACAGAAAUCGGAGCCUCAUUCUCUUAGUAACGAUGCAUUAAUGCGGAGGGCCGUGUCCUUGGUAACAGAUAGCACCUCUACCUUUCUCUCUCAGACCACGUAUGCAUUGAUUGAAGCAAUCACUGAGUAUACUAAGGCUGUUUAUGCCUUAAUUUCUCUUUACCGGCAAUACACAACUUUACUUGGGAAAAUGAAUUCACAGGAGGAGGACGAAGUGUGGCAGGUGAUUAUAGGAGCCAGAGUUGAGAUGACUUCAAAACAACAAGAAUACUUGAAGUUGGAAACCACCUGGAUGACUGCAGUUAGUCUUUCAGAGAUGGCAGCAGAAGCUGCGUACCAAACUGGAGCAGAUCAGCCCUCUCUAACCGCCAGAAACCACAUUCAGCUGGUGAAGACGCAGGUGCAGGAGGUGCGCCAGCUCUCCCGGAAGGCCGAGACCAAGCUGGCCGAGGCGCAGACGGAAGAGCUCCGCCAGAAGACACAGGAGGGAGGGGAGGGGAGGGCGGGGCCGGAGCAGGAGGCUUACCUGCGGGAGGACUGAGGGCUGGGCCCACCGCCCACGUCCGCUCACCCAGUGGGGCAAGCCCGGGUGGGCGCCCUCCAGCCCAGGGCUCGGCGCAGCUUGACCUGUGCAGAGAAGAGGCCCGCGGGCCUGCAGCCUCUGUGACUUGUGAGUGCCCGACCCCUUCCCCCCGUGGGCUCGGGCUUGCACUGGACCUGGGUCUGCACCCCGUUUAACAUUUCGCCCCACUCAGCACAGCUGCCCUCUCCCCCACUGAUCUUACCUCGUACCCAAAAGCAUCUCGCCAGCAGGGCCAGAGAGUGGGGCACCUUUUUGUCAUGCCCAUAAUUUCAGUGGCUGUUUAACCUCAAGUUUUCGACCUUAUUCAGGUUUUCAAAUACAAUUUAGUAUUUGCUCUCUCCAAAGGGGUCUGAGCUUUUUUGUUGGGGGAGGGGGCUGUCCUGUUUGUAGGGUUUCUUUCUGUUUCUAAUGCCUUUUCUGUAAGGACAGCUCAGGCCAAGGAGUCAGGAGUCUGUUGAGGGAAUGAGUGCAGUGAUCACUUGAUGCUCUCAGCAGGACUUGCUCUAACACAUGCCUCUCCUUUCUUUCCUUUGAGUAUUGUAUCCAAAGAAGAAAAAUAAACUUUUUUUU